Microplitis demolitor is the source of this 7293-nucleotide messenger RNA. It is a transcript of the gene slo, whose product is annotated as calcium-activated potassium channel slowpoke. Gene Ontology annotation, molecular function: large conductance calcium-activated potassium channel activity. Lineage: Eukaryota; Metazoa; Arthropoda; Insecta; Hymenoptera; Braconidae. The transcript is spliced from 27 exons. Gene Ontology annotation, biological process: transmembrane transport; potassium ion transport. Bases 113 to 3328 code for a protein of 1071 amino acids. Gene Ontology annotation, cellular component: postsynaptic membrane. The record is from RefSeq and is a predicted model, not a curated record.
GCGAGCAUUUGCCUUCCUUUGGUGUCGCAAGGAGCCAGAAUUCGCUCCAAAUGACCCAAAGCAAAAAGAACAGAAGGCUGCUCGCCAGAGCAAGGAGUUCGAAGGUACCUUUAUGACGGAGGCUAAAGAUUGGGCUGGUGAACUUAUUUCUGGACAAACUACCACUGGUCGAAUCUUGGUCGUACUCGUCUUUAUCCUCAGUAUCGCGUCAUUGAUAAUAUAUUUCAUUGAUGCCUCGAAUGAAGAGGUCGAACGUUGCCAGAAGUGGAGCAACAACAUUACUCAGCAGAUAGACUUAGCUUUUAAUAUAUUUUUUAUGGUCUACUUUUUUAUACGCUUUAUCGCCGCCAGUGACAAGCUGUGGUUCAUGCUGGAGAUGUACUCAUUUGUGGACUACUUUACGAUACCACCGUCUUUCGUAUCGAUCUAUUUGGAUCGAACGUGGAUCGGGCUGCGGUUUCUUCGAGCCCUACGACUGAUGACGGUUCCGGACAUUCUCCAGUACCUCAACAUUCUAAAGACAUCGAGUUCCAUUCGUCUCGCCCAACUCGUCUCCAUAUUCAUUUCCGUUUGGCUUACCGCUGCUGGCAUCAUUCAUUUGCUUGAAAACUCAGGAGACCCUUUCGAGUUCGCAAACCCACAACCACUUUCUUAUUGGACGUGCGUUUAUUUCCUGAUCGUCACAAUGUCAACGGUAGGAUACGGCGAUGUUUACUGCCAGACUAUUCUUGGCCGUACAUUCCUUGUAUUUUUUCUACUUGUCGGUUUGGCCAUAUUCGCCAGUUGUAUCCCCGAGAUAAUUGACCUGAUCGGGACGCGAAACAAGUACGGCGGCACUUUGAAGAACGAGCGAGGUCGCAGACACAUUGUUGUGUGCGGCCAUAUCACCUACGAGUCAGUGUCGCAUUUCCUGAAGGACUUUUUACACGAGGAUCGUGAAGACGUCGACGUCGAGGUCGUCUUUCUGCAUAGGAAAGAACCAGAUCUUGAACUGGAAGGUCUUCUAAAAAGGCAUUACACCACGGUGGAGUUUUUUCAGGGUACCAUGAUGAAUGCUGUGGACCUAGAGCGCGUUAAGGUUCACGAAGCAGAUGCAUGCCUGGUUCUUGCUAAUAAAUACUGCCAGGAUCCUGAUGCAGAAGACGCAGCUAAUAUUAUGAGAGUUAUCUCCAUUAAAAAUUAUUCUGAUGACAUUCGUGUCAUCAUUCAAUUAAUGCAGUAUCACAAUAAGGCCUACUUAUUAAACAUUCCAUCAUGGGACUGGAAGCAGGGUGAUGAUGUCAUCUGUUUGGCGGAACUCAAAUUGGGUUUUAUAGCACAGUCAUGCCUCGCACCAGGAUUUAGUACAAUGAUGGCCAAUUUAUUUGCCAUGCGAUCUUUUAAGACGUCGCCGGACACUCAGGCGUGGCAGAAUGAUUACCUGCAGGGCACAGGAUGCGAGAUGUACACGGAAACCCUCUCCCCGUCCUUUACAGGGAUGACUUUUCCCCAAGCUAGCGAGUUGUGCUUCACUAAAUUGAAGCUACUGCUGCUAGCAAUAGAGAUCAAAGGAGAAGGGGGCGCAGAUAGUAAGAUCUCGAUUAAUCCACGAGGUGCCAAGAUCGCUGCCAAUACUCAAGGAUUUUUCAUUGCUCAAUCAGCCGACGAAGUUAAACGGGCAUGGUUUUACUGCAAAGCAUGCCACGAGGACAUCAAAGAUGAAACACUUAUCAAGAAAUGCAAAUGCAAAAACUUGGCUACAUUCCGGAAAGGUGUACGGGCCGUUCAAAUGGUCGGAAGAGCAAGUGAAGACUUCUCGUACUCAAACGACCAUCAUCCUCCCCCCACAUUCACUCCGCCAGAACUGCCCAAGAUGGUUCACGUGAGAGGUGAGAUCAGCCGCGAACGAGAUGAUCCUACUGCUAUGAGAAAUCAUCGAAACUCAGUAGGAAUGACGACGAUAAAUUCGACGAAACAAGUGAACAAAGUUAAGCCAAACGUGAAUAGAACAACAAACGACAGUUUGUCAAGUCCGAAUCAACCGUAUAAUCAGAGAUCACAAGAGGAGUCCGCAUACUCUGGCUACCAUCUCGCCUACGAAGUCAAAAAGCUCAUGCCAACGAGUAGAGGCUCAGGAGGUACAAAUGUCAACAAUAACGGCGGCCUUCAGAUCGGAAUCGCCGACGACCAGGCCAAGGACUUCGAUUUCGAGAAAACGGAAAUGAAAUACGACUCAACAGGGAUGUUUCACUGGAGUCCUUCACGCAAUCUUGAAGACUGUAUACUCGACCGAAAUCAGGCGGCAAUGACAGUACUUAAUGGUCACGUGGUAGUUUGUCUAUUUGCUGAUCCUGAUUCACCUUUAAUAGGACUAAGAAACCUGGUUAUGCCAUUACGAGCUUCCAAUUUCCAUUACCACGAGCUUAAACAUGUAGUAAUAGUUGGGUCUGUUGACUAUAUAAGACGCGAGUGGAAGAUGUUACAAAAUUUACCAAAAAUAUCUGUACUCAAUGGAUCACCAUUGAGUAGAGCAGAUUUACGCGCCGUGAAUGUAAAUCUUUGCGACAUGUGUUGCAUUCUGUCGGCAAAAGUGCCUAGCAAUGACGAUCCAACCCUCGCCGACAAAGAGGCAAUACUUGCGUCCUUGAACAUUAAAGCGAUGACGUUUGACGAUACAAUAGGAGUAUUAAGUCAAGUCGGAAGUCCUAUAGUACUGCAGCGACGAGGAUCAGUUUACGGAGCUAAUGUGCCGAUGAUCACAGAACUUGUAAAUGAUAGUAAUGUUCAAUUCCUCGAUCAAGAUGACGACGAUGACCCCGAUACAGAACUCUACCUCACACAGCCGUUCGCCUGUGGCACUGCCUUUGCUGUCAGCGUAUUAGACUCGCUCAUGUCAACGACUUACUUUAAUCAGAACGCAUUGACUUUAAUCCGGUCGUUGAUAACCGGUGGAGCUACACCUGAAUUAGAAUUGAUUCUUGCUGAAGGUGCAGGAUUAAGAGGUGGAUAUAGUACUACGGAUAGUUUGGCUAACCGAGACCGCUGCCGAGUUGGUCAGAUCUCGCUUUUCGACGGACCAUUGGCUCAGUAUGGCGAAGGAGGCAAGUACGGUGACCUAUUCGUCGCUGCAUUAAAAUCGUAUGGAAUGCUGUGCAUUGGAUUGUACAGGUACAGGUUUCGAGAUACAAGUUCAUCAGCUGACGCUUCUUCAAAACGAUAUGUUAUAACUAAUCCACCUGAUGACUUCACAUUAUUACCUACUGAUCAGGUUUUCGUGUUAAUGCAGUUCGACCCUGGUCUCGAAUACAAACCGAACAGAGGAGCUCGUGGAAAAGAUGACGCUUCCUGACUGUUGCUGUGUAGCGCCCUCACUGAUGGACCGUAUUCUUACAUCUAAAUAGAUGUAAAGAACUGUCAAGCAACAUUUAUCAUUUCUCGACCAUCUCUAAUCUUUGUCUCAAGCGAACUACAGACAUUAAUAAAUUAAUAAAUUAUAAAUAAAAAAUUCAAACAAAAUACAUUAGUAGUUAAGAUCCAACUCAAAAUAAAACAUCAAACUCGUUAAAAUUUAUUUUUGAAUUAGCAUUAACUAUUAAUUUAUUUUGUAAUUACAAAAAUGAUAAAGACUGAAGAUCAAUGAUCGGGAAAUGAUAUUAUGGAAUAUUCUAUCCUGAGGGCUGCUACACUUCAAAAGUAGUUAAAUUAAACGUUUUAAAUUAUACUCACUAUGGAAAUUGCUCAUUAAUCAUCAACUGACAAAGUAUUUAAACAGAAAAUAUGUACGUUUGAAAGGCACAAACUCUUUUUAUCUGGAAUUACGUCCACUCAUAAAAACACUUUUUUGCAUAAUCUGCUGACAAUCGAAAAAUAAAUUACUCUCAUUGGGCGUAAUGAUCCCUACUAGCUGACUCAUUAUAAAAAUCUUAAUGAAAUGUCAUCACAGAAAUAGUAAUCAAAAAUAUAUAAAAAAUUAUAGGCCUCGAUGAAAGUGUUUACGUGUGAAAAUCCACCAGUGAUUAUAUUUUAGUCUCAAGUGAUAAAAUCGAAGUAAUUAAAUAAACAUAAUAAAUUAAUACAUUUAAUAAAUUCUUCACACCUAACUUUGAACAUUUUCACGAAGAGAAGAUUUAAUGUCUCUUUAAAUAAAAUGAUAACUGUGAAUAUUAAAUUAACAACAAAAUGAAUAACCACGAAUUGAAAUAUUUAAUCGGCAUUGCAAAGUGCGGGUCGUAUUUUUACCUCGUGUGUCUUGUUUGCGACUGACGAAAAUUAUAAUAAUAAUAGAUAAAUAUUUAAAAUCAUUAUAAUUUUAUUGAACAUUUAAAAAAUUACACAAGAGCCUAUGAGUCUCUGCGUAUUAACACUAAUUAAAUUUAUUAGCAUAACAACGUAAAUCGUAAUUUCAUAAAAACUAUAGUAAUAUUUAAUAACAGAAAUAGAAAUAAAAAAAAACCCUUUUCCACAAUGAUGCGUAAGUUAAAUCGGUUAUAAUUAUAAUUGUACAUGUCGUAAAACCAUACGUAAUAAUAAUUAUGAUAUAUAGGCGUAUAUAAACACUUUUUCUCUCUUUUAUAUAUUUUUGUGAAACUCACGUGUAUAUAUGCGGACAUAAUAUUAUAUAAGUUUCAACAUAUAAAUAUAUGUAUAAUUAAAUUUAAAUAAUUUGAUAAAACACAGAGGGUGCGUACACAUGUUGUACAAUAACAUUAUUUAGGAAACUCUAAAAAACACAUGAUAUUUUUGAUCGAAAAAGUAUAAUGGGUUUAAAUUUGAAAACAUAAUGAGUGUUAUAAAAAUUGAGUGUAAAUUACGAAUGAAGGCUAUCGGCUGUUCACUCUAUCGAGGAUAAAAAAUUGAGUUGAGUGAAAGAAUUUAAAAAUUGUAAUGCAUUGAAAGUAUGAAGAAAUAAGAAACUAAGUAACGUUAAUUAAUUAAGGAAGAAACAUUAAAUAUGUGAGGUUAUGAGAAAAAUUGAAUAAACUAGCUGUGGUUAAUUCUGCCAUGUUCGUAUAUUACAUGUAGCUACAAUACCGUUUGUAACUGCUGCCGCUGCUGUUACAGCUGCUACUGCUGCUGUUGCAAAUAUUCACGUGCACUGUUCACUGCCACUGCAGUACGAGUUAUGUAUAUAUGUAUGUAUAUAAAUAUUGGUUGUCCCUAUUUGAGGUAUUUUCUAGUUUUUAUGAUAUCCGGACGCAGACUAUUUGGAAUUUUAAAAAAAUAUAUUCAAAAAUGUUCGGGUCUCUUAUUUCGAUUUGAAAUUUACCUCUACGAUGUAAAUUUACCAUGGAAAUAACAUUAAAUUUUUGGCACAAGAAUAGAUCUUUUAUUGUGACUGACGUAAGAAGUAAAAAAUUUUUUAAACAAUACACCUAAAUGUGAAAUCGAAUUAUUUAAAAAAAUCCAAAAAAAGAUUUUUCAUUGCCGUCCGUUAGUCGGUAGUAAAAAAAAAAUAUGUGUCAAUGAGAUAACUGUGGAAGACUUAAUAUCGGCGAUGGAUGUGCGUUUCUAAAACACACUCAACGCUUCGCAUCUGAGGUGCGCAAUUUUAUGAGCUCAAUAAAGUUAGGUUAGCUUAUUUGAAUUUUAUUCAUUCUCAUAAACUUUUUUUCUGGGUUAGUAUAACAGAUAAAAUUUUUUUUGUCAUUAAAAAGUAAUACGCGUUUCGACAUUUUAUUACUCUAGCAGAUUUCGUUUACCGUUUUUGCAGUAAUAUGCGACAUUUUACCUUCAAAUAUUUUAUUUUAUCGUAGCUGGCGGUUAUGUAGUCAUGUGCAGACUAGAUUUCAAAUAAACAAGGGUUUUUUUUAUUAGUUGAUGCGUCACGACAUUUAAAUAAGGAGUAAAAUGAGCAGAUUUGCCGAUAGUAAAAAACGUAAGAGCCGUUAAUGGAUUGCAUACAUUUGAAAUUUUUAAAUAAAUAUCUUUUUUGUUUCUGCAGAAUUUUAUUCAUCAUACUUUAAAAAAUUAUUUUAAAAAAGACAGUAGUAGAUUAACUACCGAUAAAAAUCAAAAACAAUUUUUCAAAAAUAUCGAUAAUGAUAUGAUACUAAAUGGAUAAUUUCAGCCUGAAUAAAAAAUAUAUUCUUCUGCGCCAAAAAUUAUAUUUUAUUGAAAUGGUAUACUUAUGUCACAAAGAGACACAGAUUAUAAUUAAUAUAGAAUCCUACGACUUAAAAAUAUUUUUAAGAAGAACUAUUAGAGAUAUAUGUCUAUUGCAAUAUAUCAUGAUAAAGUUUCAUAUCAUCUUAUCAAGUAGUGUUGAAAAUAUUAUUAAUCGGGGUUAGUAUCUUGCAAAGGUGUGAAAAUUCUUUGUCAGUUUGCUUAAAAUAUGAUCGGCUUAUGGGUUCGGGGCGUAAAGAUAAUCAAUGCAAGUUUAAUUAUUCUUAGUCCACAUGCAAAAUUACGAAAAUCAUCAGUAAAUUUUAAAAAGGAGCAUUAGUUUAUUGCACGGAAAUUAGACUUCAAGUCAACUUGACACCGACAAAUUUUUAGUAAAAAUUACCCAAAUAUUUGGAUACUGCACUCAUCUGGUAAAUAUCUAAAUUUUUCGAUGCACAUUGUAAAAUAUACUACUCGAUAGUAAAUGAAGUGCAAUUACUACUAACAGCAGUAAAAAUUAAGUUACUGGCUAGAUGUUUUUACAGUACCAAACUUUACGGGUAAUUUUUACUCAAAAAUUAUCUGUGUGUCGGAAAAAGAUGCUUUAAAAAAAAAUAAAAUUUUAACUCUUGGAAUUCUAGCCUAAUUAGUAAGUUAAGAGAUCUGAUUUAAUGUGAAUCGACUUGAGCUUCUAAAUUAGAACAUACCUCAAGUAAGGACUUAGCCUAUAUAUGUAUAUAUAUAUCGAGAAUAUAAAUAUUGUGAUGUUUACUUUAACUUUCAAAAAUUCUACUUUCAACACAAUAAUUUGCAUAAAAUUAAAUAGCUUAAAGGAAACUUUAAGCAUGGUCAUACAAUUGAGAAUCGCUUAUAUUUUUAUAAGACUACACUGUAAAAAAAACCGGGUUAAGUCCAGGCGGUGUAGGUGUUAAAUUUCAACACUGAAAGUGGUGUUAAAACAUUUUAUUUUGUGAAUAUUUUUACUUACACUAUCACUACAGUUAAGCAGUGUUCUUAUUAAUUAAUUAAAUUAUAAAAUUAAAAUUUCCUCCAGAUAAAAUUUAUUAUUCUAUAUUGUUUUAUAUAUAAUAUAUUUUUUUUCUAAUUUCUAGAUGUGGAAUUUUUUUCACACCGAUUUAACACCAGUACUUUAACACCGCCAAAUUACACCGCCUACACCAGUGUUAUUUAAUUUUAACACCGCGCAGUGUA